AUGCCGAUGUUUCAUGUGUCCAGAAGCACGCGUCUGAUCAACUACUGGUCGACACUACCACGUCGUAUGUUGAAGCAGUACCCCGAGCAAACCAUCUUCUUCUCCACGUUCGGUCUUGCAACUUUGAUCAUCGCUGGUUAUAAGCUCCAAAACUUCAGUGCUGAAGGAGCCAAGCCUUGGUACAGAGGUUAUUAUGAUGUUGUUAGGCCCAAUGAUCCUAUUGCCUUGAACUGGAGAAAGCCAGAGGAGUACCCAGCUCCAUACCUUUCUUCGAAAGUCGAAACUGCUCAUUAG
This is a messenger RNA of Auanema sp. JU1783, 294 nucleotides long. NCBI's taxonomy places the organism in Eukaryota, Metazoa, Nematoda, Chromadorea, Rhabditida, Rhabditidae. The record is from the annotation of a GenBank genome assembly.